Prunus armeniaca (apricot) is the source of this 222-nucleotide messenger RNA. Lineage: Eukaryota; Viridiplantae; Streptophyta; Magnoliopsida; Rosales; Rosaceae. The record is from the annotation of a GenBank genome assembly.
AUGGUACCGACACUCCACAGACCCAGCUCGUGUAGCCCAGCUCGUGCCGCAGCUUUUGAGACCCGGUCCGCGCACGCAAGCCUUGCCGAUCCUACCUCAUUCAAGAACGCAUCUCGCCAAACUAGCCUCGCAAUCCCAAACCAGCCUUCUUACAAUUCGGUGCUUGACUACCGAAUGAACACUCGGACAUCAAUGGACCUAGCUCCAAGAGCCCAGCCCUAA